AUGAUCAUUGAAUUGUCUGUAUUGAAGAUUGCUCGUGAUGACAUACCAGGUGGGGUUAAGAAAUUCUGCACUAUUCUACACAUAUAUCGCGUCUUUCUCUUCGAAACUUUUACUCGGACUACCAAAUGGGAGGCACCUACUACUACUACUACUAAGGCGCGUGGCUUUGUACGCCUUUGGCCCAUUGCAGUCAUCCUGCUUGCCCUCACGGCGUAUCGCAUCCAUUUCACAAAAAACCAGGGAGUAGGCUAUCAGCCCAUUAUCGUGGAACUUCUGGUUUCUUCCAUCUUCACUGUGCUCUGGGUACCGCUUGCCAUGUUCAUGAUAGUGCUGAGCGUGCUUCGAGCUCUCGAGACAAUGCUAGUACAGCUCGAAGGCAUCCCAAGCACCUUCCUUUUGAGCUGUUGGGACUGGCCAUCCUGUGGCUGUUUUGGCUUGUCGGCGCCGUGUAUACAGCCAAUCUGGUGCGCCUUUGACGGGAAGCAGUGCAAUAUCAUGACGGCGAUUCUCGCUUUCGCUUGGAUAGGUUGGUCCUUGCUAACGCUCUUGGGUAUCCUGGCCCUGAUGCAUUCUGGAUUCGCGUCGGAGGAGAAUACUGGUACCAGAGUGGAAAAGGGCAGAGGGGUGGCUUCCGAGACCACAAAUACGGGGACCGGGCAGCCAGUCCCUACAGCCAGCAAAUGUCUAGUAACCGACGGCCGUUAA
Desarmillaria tabescens is the source of this 705-nucleotide messenger RNA. RefSeq lists its product as uncharacterized. The record is from RefSeq and is a predicted model, not a curated record. The coding region runs from base 1 to 705 and encodes 234 amino acids. Lineage: Eukaryota; Fungi; Basidiomycota; Agaricomycetes; Agaricales; Physalacriaceae. The transcript is spliced from 6 exons.